AUGGAAGAGCGAGAGGCAAUAGAGGAUGGUUUUCGUGGAGGUCAGCUGAGAGUUUUGACUGCUACAUCAACACUAAGUUCCGGUGUAAACUUACCGGCCCAGACGGUUCUUAUCAAAGCUCAAAUGUCGGGACCCUCAGCCCUCACCAAUACCACGUAUCGACAGAUGGUUGGUAGAGCUGGGCGAUUGGGGCAAUCCUCAAAGGGUUUGUCGAACCAUUUCAUUCGUUUGACUAAUUGA
Messenger RNA from Anisakis simplex (herring worm), 240 nucleotides. The record is from the annotation of a GenBank genome assembly. Lineage: Eukaryota; Metazoa; Nematoda; Chromadorea; Rhabditida; Anisakidae.